AUGGCAGCGGCCGGGCACGCGGCUGAGCUGAGGGAAGAUGGCGGUGACGGGUUGGCUGGAGAGUCUGCGGGCGGCAGAGAAGACGGCGCUGCUGCAGGACGGGAGAAGGAAGGUGCACUAUUUGUUCCCAGAUGGGAAGGAAAUGGCCGAAGAAUAUGAUGAGAAGACAAGUGAACUACUUGUGAGGAAGUGGCGUGUGAAGAGUGCCCUGGGCGCCUUGGGCCAGUGGCAGAUUGAGGUGGGAGAGCCAGCACUCCCAGGAGCAGGGAGCCUGGGGCCUGAACUCAUCACGGAAAGCAAUUCCAAUCCCAUCUUCAUGCGCAAGGACACCAAGAUGAGUUUCCAGUGGCGAAUUCGAAACCUCCCGUACCCUAAGGAUGUCUACAGUGUCUGUGUGGACCAGAAGGAGCGCUGUGUUGUCGUCAGAACAACCAACAAAAAGUACUACAAGAAGUUCUCAAUACCUGACCUAGACAGGUAUCAGCUACCUCUGGAUGAUUCCUCGCUGAGCUUUGCUCAUGCCAACUGCACCCUCAUCAUCUCCUACCAGAAGCCAAAGGAGGUUCUAGUAGCUGAGUCAAACCUGCAGAAGGAGCUGAAGAAGGUAAAGACAGCACACAGCAGUGACGGGGACUGCAAGACUCAGUAGCGGACCCCUGAGGCCUGCACUUGCAGCGCUGAGUGUGGGUGAGGCUCUUCCUGUAGAGGCCUCUGAGACUUCAAGGCUUGGGCACUCCUAGCCCCUGAGUCGUGGUCUUCUCUCCUGAGUAAAAUAAUUCUGAGUCA
Globicephala melas (long-finned pilot whale) is the source of this 786-nucleotide messenger RNA. It is a transcript of the gene DPCD, whose product is annotated as deleted in primary ciliary dyskinesia homolog (mouse). NCBI's taxonomy places the organism in Eukaryota, Metazoa, Chordata, Mammalia, Artiodactyla, Delphinidae. The record is from RefSeq and is a predicted model, not a curated record.